GCUUUCAAGUUGGUGGCGACGGCACGGACGUUCUGUCUUCACUUGUCCUGCAAAUAUGUCUGACUCUUCGGAUGUUCAGACACCGAUAUCAGAAAAUCUUGGUCUUUUUCCAGACAAGAAAUUCUACAGUAUUUAUGCUACGCCUGACAAUGAAGAGACCGUACAGAAAACAUAUGUCAUGCUUAAGAGAGGUCUCGGUAUUGGCUCCUAUAUAUCUGUUUGUGAGAUGAUCAGCUUUUCCAAGCCCACUACACCAUUUACAAUGCUGGGUAGAUACUGCAGUGUAUGCUUACCCAUUGCUGCUAUGGCAGUAUCCUACCCUGCCGUUGUGGGCAUUACAUCAAAUCUGCGGAAUGAAGAUGGCCCAUUAAAUCAUUUUAUUGCGGGAUUUGUCUCAGGAACAAUAUUAGGAACACGCAUGAAGAGCCAUAAGAUUGCCUGGGGAGCUGGACUUGCUCUUGGAUUUAUAGGCGUGUGUAUGAAGCACAGAGCAAUAGAAGGUUGGGAAUGGACAAAACCACCCUACAAGUCCCGAGGUUUCUUCCACCAGUAUGAUUAUACGCUGGUGCCGGGAAUGGAUCAUCGCAAAUUGGAACCCUCUGAUAAUGCUUAAUAGACCUUUAAUAGAUGUUUUCUUCCCAUCUAUAACUGGUUUGACUGGAAGACCCUAUGAUGGUCUGUUAGUCAGGAGGUAGUAUACCCUCAGCCAUACAUAGGACUAAAUACAUAGGUGUGACAAUGGAAAUUUGAAGUGCUAAAUCUCACACUGUGGAGUACAUGGAUGUACAACUGUAUAAUUUCUCAGAUGUGUGAUGGUUACAUUUGUAACAAAAAUGUCAUGUGUUAAACUUAACUUGUUGAAUAAACUUUUUUUGAUGUAA
Molecule: messenger RNA, 881 nt
Organism: Liolophura sinensis
Lineage: Eukaryota; Metazoa; Mollusca; Polyplacophora; Chitonida; Chitonidae
Exons: 4
Coding region: 56-613 (185 amino acids)
Biological process (GO): mitochondrial electron transport, NADH to ubiquinone
Cellular component (GO): mitochondrial inner membrane; respiratory chain complex I
Source: RefSeq, a predicted model, not a curated record